ACACUGGCCCUCCAUCUUGCCAGCCAUACAGUCGGCGGUGGACACGGAGGACGCGAGCUCUGGCCCCGGCCUGAGAGCACCUUGGGGCCUCGCUAAUGGCGGACCCCCUGGGGGCCCUCUGGGAGUCGGCCGGAAGCUACGCCUACUCGCUACACGAAUUGGCCACAAUGAGGCUCAAGCUGAACGUCCCCCUUCCAGAAGAAAAAUGUCUGCUGCACAGCCGCCACGUUAGCCCCGGCUUCGAGGACCGGCUGAGGUCCUACAGGGGAACAUCAGACAAGACAGCACCCUUUCCGUUCCGACCGGCAUGGGCCCCGGAGCGGCUCUCGCCGGAAGGAGCCAUGUCACUGUCCUCCCCUGAGCCCGACGACCGGCAGGACACGCUGUCCCUGCUGCGGUCCAACAGCUACGGCUCGGACGACUCCUCCACGUCCUCGGACGAAGAGUCCUCGGAGAUGAGCCAGACAACCGAGAACGGGAGCCCGGAGGCCAACAACAACAACCUCGUCGAGUCCCGGAUCGACUUCGUGACGGCACGUCCGGUGUCGCCCCAGCUGGCCAACGUGCUCUCGCUGAACGUGGGGCCGUCGCCUUCCUUAGACGCGACCAGCGACCUGGUCAACGUUUGGGCGCCUGGAAGCUUGGUGGACCUCAGCACGGGUAACCGUACCGAGACCAAGAUCCUCAACACGGCGGACGCUCGUAACCUGAACCUCGACGACGAAGCCGUGCGCAACGCGUGUCGUCGGAGGCUCGAGGAAGAGGAGGAGGCCCGGUGGCCGGACCAGGUGGCGCAGAUCUUCGACAAGGCGGAGCUGACCAGGGAGGCGACCACGUCGGCGGCGUCGCUCCUCAACUUUACCCCGGAGAAGGUGCGGCGGUCCAGGUUUCCCGAGGGGCGUCGCCGGACUGCGUCGCCGCAGCGCGACUUCGACGUUUACAACAUCGAGACGACGAUGCCGACCAUCGACUGGGACGCCAUGGAGACGCAGCUGGCCAGAGCCGCUAAGGAGGCCGACUGGAUCGCGAGGCGUCGCCAUGACCGGGAGGAGAUUCGGCGCAAGCUGGCCAUGGACACGGACGUGGAGGAAGUUGAGCGCCGCAAGCCCAGCCUGACGUCCAGGCUGCAGGGCAGCAAGAGUCUCCAGGUCUGCUUCAUGAACCAGACCUUGGAGGACCCCAGGGAACAGGAGGAAGAUCAACAGCAGCAGCAACCUUCACCACCACCACCACCACCUGCGGCACCUCUCCAAACAACAGUAAAAACGGUGGUAGAGGCCAGUGCCCCUGGCCCCGCCCGGAGACCCUCGCUGUUGUUUGGGCGACGCCGUGUGUGCCGGCAGCCACCAGAGGGCGAGGAGGCAUUCAGCGUGCGUCAGGCGCGUCUGCAGGCGGAGGCCAGGAUGGCCCUGGCUCAGGCCAAGGAGAUGGCCCGCAUGCAGAUGGAGGUUGAGAGGCAGCAGCGCAAGAAGUCACCCAUCGCCGAGAUUGUUGGCAUUGCAUUCCCCGACGGUCGCCACCGGCUGAGCCGCCAGAUGCUGACGGACAUGAACGUGGCACAGCUGCAGGUCAUCGUCAACGACCUCCACUCGCAGAUUGAGAGUCACAACGAGGACCUGGUGCGUUUCUUGCUAGAACGAGACGACCUGCACAUGGAGCAGGACUCCAUGCUGGUGGACAUUGAGGACAUGACUCGAUACCUGGGCGCCAAGAACUCUCAGGAGAAUACAGGCGUUUCCAGCAUCCAACCGGAGGCCAAGUGAAACUCUCGGCGUGUGCGGCCAUCGUCUUUGGACCCACAAGUCUAUUUUCAUUUUGAACGAUGGGGGCGGGGGAGAGCAUGUUGUGUUUUCUUCGGGGGCCUCUUGGCCCAAACGAACGCGGUACCGCAAAGACCGAACGAAGGGACUCAACGAUAGUCGGCGCCGGGAGAGCUUCAGAAUGGAAGCCAAAGGUUCCUUUCAAACUCCAAAAAAGCACGGUCUCCUCAAGCAGGUCUCUAUUCUGAGGUUCGCCCGAAACUCAAAACGCGCAUUGUGACUCUUGAGAGCUCUUAGAGCCAAUGUCUUAGCCAGUAGCACUGCACUGGAGCCAACGACAGGGCUAGCUGAUGUGGCUUGCUGCUUUCUAGUCUAGGGCCGUGCCAGCAGAAGUUGGCCCCCCUCCCCCGCACCAAUUACGCCAUCAAGGAAUCUCCCAGUCUCACUUGAGGAAAUAAGACCUCUGGGUGGGAUACUGCGCUGCUCUGGGCAGAAAUGCUCAUUUCCUAUAUACAUAAUACUAUUCCCCCCUUUCCUCGUUUUAAAGCCUUUUCACAUGUGCAUGUCACCACUGAGAUAACGAAAAGUCAGUGCUGCACCAGUACUCACCAGCUUUACCAUCAGUGCUGACAGUAGCACUUCUAAGUACAGUUGAAUCUCAUUAAUUCGAACUCGAGGUGGACCGAAAAUUUGUUUGAAUAAAGCAAAGCUUGACUACCCGGGAGUUUCCUCUCAUAGAGACGCAUAGGAUGGGACCUGCAUGUUAGUUUGAAUUAACGAGAUUCGACUGUAUAUGUGACCAGGCUUCAAGGCCACUCUGUCAAACACAGGGCAGCGACAGAAUCCCGAGUGCCAUCAUUUUUUCUCCUCCUCGGUACGAACCGACGCAGACGGCGGUCGUGUCUUGUAACUUUCGUUUUCAGACAAGCAUCUUCACUAGUGUCGUGUUCUGCACUGUUCUGUUUGUGUGCGCGAAGCAUGAUUUGCGGUACGAGCUUAACGCGUUCCCCCGGCUGCCCAGAUUCCGCACGCGAGGCUUCGGCGCGUAGCCAGCUCCUGGGCUUUUGUGACGUGUCGGACGCGAGUUGUGUUUUGUGACGUAGUGUGUAUAACGCCCGUAUUUAUUUGUUGCGAGAGAGAGGACCAGUGGCUAUUGGUGCGACCAGAGGACCGUGACCUCCCCACGAGAUAAAACGGCACUGCUUGUAUCGACGUCGCCUGUUUCAAUGAGCGGUUGAAUAAAUAUACCACUAAUUUAGAA
Molecule: messenger RNA, 3021 nt
Organism: Ixodes scapularis (black-legged tick)
Lineage: Eukaryota; Metazoa; Arthropoda; Arachnida; Ixodida; Ixodidae
Gene: Schip1
Product: IQCJ-SCHIP1 readthrough transcript protein
Exons: 10
Coding region: 96-1763 (555 amino acids)
Biological process (GO): positive regulation of hippo signaling
Cellular component (GO): plasma membrane; cell junction
Source: RefSeq, a predicted model, not a curated record